Ceratotherium simum simum (southern white rhinoceros) is the source of this 3340-nucleotide messenger RNA. The record is from RefSeq and is a predicted model, not a curated record. Lineage: Eukaryota; Metazoa; Chordata; Mammalia; Perissodactyla; Rhinocerotidae.
CCGGCCUCGAGCUCUCUCUCCGCCGGCGGCCGCACCUGCUCCGGCCAUGAUGAGCUUCAGCGGCGCGGACGCGCUGCUGGGCGCCCCGUUCGCGCCGCUUCAUGGAGGCGGCAGCCUGCACUACGCGCUGUCCCGCAAGGGCGGCGCGGGCGGAAUGCGCUCCGCUGCCGGCUCGUCUAGCGGCUUCCACUCGUGGGCGCGGACAUCUGUGAGCUCCGUGACCGCCUCACCCGCACGCUUCCGCGGCGCCGGAGCCUCAAGCACCGACUCUCUAGACACGCUGAGCAACGGACCGGAGGGCUGCGUGGUGGUGGCCCGCAGCGAGAAGGAGCAGCUGCAGGCGCUGAACGACCGCUUCGCCGGCUACAUCGACAAGGUGCGGCAGCUCGAAGCUCACAACCGCAGCCUGGAGGGCGAGGCGGCGGCGCUGCGCCAGCAGCAGGCAGGCCGCUCCGCCAUGGGCGAGCUGUACGAGCGCGAGGUGCGCGAGAUGCGCGGCGCCGUGCUGCGCCUGGGCGCGGCGCGCGGCCAGCUGCGCCUGGAGCAGGAGCACCUGCUGGAGGACAUCGCGCACGUGCGCCAGCGCCUAGACGACGAGGCCCGGCAGCGCGAAGAGGCUGAGGCGGCGGCGCGCGCACUCGCGCGCUUUGCGCAGGAGGCCGAAGCGGCGCGCGUCGAGCUGCAGAAGAAGGCGCAAGCGCUGCAGGAGGAGUGCGGCUACCUGCGGCGUCACCACCAGGAGGAGGUGGGCGAGCUGCUCGGCCAGAUCCAGGGCUCCAGCGCCGCGCAGGCGCAGGCGCAGGCCGAAGCGCGCGACGCCCUGAAGUGCGACGUGACGUCGGCACUGCGCGAGAUCCGCGCGCAGCUCGAAGGCCACGCGGUGCAGAGCACGCUGCAGUCCGAGGAGUGGUUCCGAGUGAGGCUGGACCGACUGUCCGAGGCAGCCAAGGUGAACACAGACGCCAUGCGCACAGCACAGGAGGAGAUAACUGAGUACCGGCGCCAGCUGCAGGCCAGGACCACAGAGCUAGAGGCACUCAAAGGCACCAAGGACUCGCUAGAGAGGCAGCGCUCUGAGUUGGAGGACCGUCAUCAGGCUGACAUCGCAUCCUACCAGGAAGCUAUCCAGCAGCUGGACGCCGAGCUGAGGAACACCAAGUGGGAGAUGGCAGCCCAGCUCCGAGAGUACCAGGACCUGCUUAAUGUCAAGAUGGCCCUGGAUAUUGAGAUUGCCGCUUACAGAAAACUCCUGGAGGGCGAGGAGUGUCGCAUUGGCUUUGGCCCGAGUCCUUUCGCCCUUCCAGAAGGACUCCCCAAAAUCCCCUCCAUGCCCACUCACAUAAAGGUCAAAAGUGAAGAGAAGAUCAAGGUAGUAGAAAAGUCAGAGAAGGAAACUGUGAUAUUGGAGGAACAGACAGAGGAGAUCCAAGUGACUGAAGAAGUGACUGAAGAAGAGGUGAAAGAGGCCAAAGAGGAAGAAGCGGGAGAAGAAGAAGCAAAGUCUCCCCCAGCAGAAGAGGCUGCAUCUCCAGAGAAGGAAGAGGCCAAGUCCCCAGAAAAGGCUAAGUCCCCCGUGAAAGAAGAAGCAAAAUCGCCAGCUGAGGCCAAGUCCCCCGAGAAGGAAGAAGCCAAGUCUCCAGCUGAAGUGAAGUCCCCAGAGAAGGCCAAGUCCCCAGUGAAGGAAGAAGCCAAGUCCCCUGAGAAGGCCAAGUCCCCAGUGAAGGAAGAAGCAAAAUCACCAACUGAGGUAAAAUCUCCUGAGAAGGCAAAGUCCCCAGCAGAAGCCAAGUCCCCUGAGAAGGCCAAGUCCCCAGUGAAGGAAGAGGCCAAGUCCCCUGAGAAGGCCAAGUCCCCCGAGAAGGCCAAGUCCCCGGUGAAGGAAGAGGCCAAAUCCCCUGAGAAGGCCAAGUCCCCAGUGAAGGAAGAGGCCAAGUCCCCAGAGAAGGCCAAGUCCCCUGAGAAGGCCAAGUCCCCAGUGAAAGAAGAGGCCAAGUCCCCUGAGAAGGCCAAGUCCCCCGAGAAGGCCAAGUCCCCAGUGAAGGAGGAGGCCAAAUCCCCUGAGAAGGCCAAGUCCCCUGAGAAGGCCAAGUCUCCCACGAAGGAAGAAGCAAAGUCCCCUGAGAAGGCCAAAAGCCCUGUCAAAGAGGAGGUCAAGUCCCCAGAGAAGGUCAAAUCUCCUGUGAAGGAGGAGGCAAAGGCUCCAGAGAAGGAGGUCCCAAAGAAGGAAGAGGCAAAGUCCCCCAAGAAGGAGGAAGAGAAAGCUCCAGCCACACCAAAAACUGAGGAGAAGAAGGAUAGCAAGAAAGAUGAGGUGCCCAAGAAGGAGGCUCCAAAGCCUGAGGUCCAGGAGAAGAAGGAACCUGCUGUGGAGAAGCCCAAAGAAUCCAAAGCUGAAGCCAAGAAGGAAGAGGCUGGAGACAAAAAAGCAGUGACCCCAGAGAAGGAGGCUCCUGCCAAGGUGAAGGAAGAGGCCAAACCCAAAGAGAAGAGUGAUGUGGCCAAGAAGGAGCCGGAAAAGCCAAAGAAGGAAGAGACGCCAGCAGCAUCUGAGAAAAAAGAUGCCAAGGAGAAGGCCACAGAGGCCAAGAAGCCUGAGGAGAAGCCCAAAACGGAGGCCCAAGCCAAGGAAGAGCCCAGCAAAGCCAAGACGGAAAAGGCUGAGAAAUCCUCCAGCACAGAGCAGAAAGAAAGCAAGCCUCCAGAGAAGGCCACAGAGGAGAAGGCUUCCAAGGGGGAGAAGUAAGGCAGGGAGAAAGAAACAUCCAGAGCAGCCAAAGAAACGUAGGAGGGUCUGGGAGCUCAAGGGUCGGUAUAACAAAUUUUCAUGUUUUCUCUCUUUCCUUUAUGUAAGAAGAAACUCUACUUAGAUGACGGGGCCCUCUUUCACCAAACAGGAAUUUUUGUUAGCAAUAUAUUAGCAAGAGGGCACCCCCAAUCCCCGACCCCACAUCCAAACCCUCCCCAGGCGAUGGACAAUUAUGUUAUGAUAGCUUAUGUAGCUGAAUGUGAUAUAUGCCAAAUGCCAUAUGUAAACACUUGACUAUAAAAACUGCCCCCCUCCUUUCCAAAUAAGUGCAUUUACUUCCUGUAUGUGCAACUGACAGGUGACUGCAAUAAUGAAUGAGCAGUUAGAAACACAUUAUGCUUGAGAUGUCUUAACCUAUUCCUGAAUGCCUUCUGUUUUCCAAAGGAGUGGUCGAGCCCUAGCCCAGAGCUCUCUAUCCUGGCAGAGCUGGAGCAGGUGGGGCUGGGCAUGGCCACUGAAUCAUGCCAGGGCGCACUUUUCCACUGGAGUCCACUUUCAAUUGCUUCUCUGCAAUAAAACCAAGUGCUUAUAAAA